Molecule: messenger RNA, 1251 nt
Organism: Eutrema salsugineum
Lineage: Eukaryota; Viridiplantae; Streptophyta; Magnoliopsida; Brassicales; Brassicaceae
Product: peroxidase 52
Exons: 4
Coding region: 66-1040 (324 amino acids)
Biological process (GO): response to oxidative stress; hydrogen peroxide catabolic process
Molecular function (GO): heme binding; peroxidase activity
Source: RefSeq, a predicted model, not a curated record
ACAAGUACAAUAAUUAACCAACUCUAAUUAGUCUAUCCAAAAGUCUUUAUUAUACUCAGGCAUAUAUGGCUUCAAAUAAACUUAUUGCCCUUUUAUUUCUCAUCGUUACACUUUUAUUGAAAGGUGAUAACAAUAACGUCGUCGAAGCACAACUCACGACAAAUUUCUACUCAAGCUCUUGCCCUAAUCUUCUAUCAACCGUCCAAACAGCCGUUAAAUCUGCCGUCAGCAGCCAGAAUCGGAUGGGUGCAUCUAUCCUCCGUCUAUUCUUUCACGAUUGCUUCGUCAACGGAUGCGACGGUUCGAUUCUACUAGAUGACACAUCAAGCUUUACGGGAGAACAGAACGCGAACCCAAACCGGAAUUCUGCUCGCGGGUUUAAUGUGAUCGACAACAUCAAAUCAGCGGUUGAAAAAGCAUGUCCCGGGGUUGUGUCUUGUGCUGAUAUCUUAGCCAUUGCUGCUAGAGACUCCGUCGUAAUCCUUGGAGGGCCGAAUUGGAAUGUGAAGUUAGGAAGAAGAGAUGCAAGAACGGCGAGUCAAGCCGCAGCUAAUAGUAACAUUCCGGCACCGACUUCGAGUCUGAGCCAGCUUAUUAGUAGUUUCAGUGCCGUUGGACUCUCCACCAGAGAUAUGGUUGCUCUCUCCGGAGCGCACACGAUCGGGCAAUCCCGUUGCACCAACUUCCGAGCGAGAGUGUACAACGAGACAAACAUCAACGCCGCCUUCGCCACACUACGGCAGAGAUCUUGCCCGAGAACCGCCGGUUCCGGCGACGGAAACCUAGCUCCACUGGACGUAAACUCGGCGGCUUCAUUCGACAACAGCUACUUCAAGAACCUAAUGGCUCAGAGAGGUCUCCUCCAUUCCGACCAAGAACUCUUCAACGGCGGCUCCACCGACUCCAUAGUCCGUGGAUACAGCAACACUCCGUCGAGCUUCAGCUCCGAUUUCGCGGCGGCGAUGAUCAAGAUGGGUGAUAUUAGCCCCUUGACCGGUACUAGCGGUGAGAUCCGCAAGCUUUGCGGGAGGACCAACUGAUUACUCUCUCCACGUGUCGUCUUCGGAUUGGCUUUUGUCCUUUUUUCCCGUAUUAAUUCUUCACAAGAGAAUAAGAUUUGAUCAAAAAUUGAAGAUCCGUUUUAAUGUGUGUGUGUGUUUUUUUUUUCAUUUCCCUUGUUUGUUUUGUCUUGAAGUGUGUAUUUUCGCAUUGAUUAUCUCAUGAAAUUGAUAUUUUGCGAUUUUUAUUACC